CUGAUUUCACACUAGUUGUGGCUAAGAAUUCGUAGGAGUUGGACGUGUCUCGUGUGAUAUUACGUUAAAGCGUUCGGCUGCUGAAGUUUGACGUCCCUAUCAAAUGGCUUUUUCCCAACCAAAUUCUAGAGAGCUAGAAAACAGAAAAAUACUGGAAGAAAUACAGUUGAAGAAGCAGCUACUUUUGAAGCAGGGCGUUACGCCUACUCUUGGGACUUCUUUGACUCCGCUUGACGUAUCACCCGCUACUCCUGCUGCGACUCAGCAGAAUCCUGCAACAACGGUGGAUGGUAUAGCAUUGAGUGCUUCUCAAAGUGCAGCCCUUCAGAACGCACAUGAAGCCUCUACUGGGUACUUCGUCGCCCAGGACUCGGCCUUUGGUAACUUGAUCCUGCCAGUAUUCCCGCGGUUUGAGAUCCAGUGAACUACUAUCAGGCAUAUACAAGAAUGGUUAUUGUGACUAUAAUGGCACCCAUGCGAUUCAGAGAGCUGGAAGAGUGUCUUCAACAAUUAGAUGGAUUUGAAGAGCCAAAAAUUCGUCUUGAACAAUAUUCCACGAGCGCUCACAUCGGGGCGCACAUCCUGCACACAACAUAUACACACUUUGAUGAUAUAGGAGGAAAGGCUAUUGCUCACUUGGGUGCAGGGUGUGGGGUACUCUCACUCGGGGCCCGACUUCUUGGCACUAGUCAUGUCGUCGGAUUUGAUAUUGAUGCCGAUGCGCUGUCCAUGCUCAAAAGUAAUUGCCUCGAGUUAGAAACUGAUGUCGAGGCAGUUCACUGUGACCCCAGUUGUGAUGAAUCUGCCUUUUGGCUCAAAACGCAAUGUUAGAACGGACGUCAAGUUUUUGGAGACAACAGUCAGUAUUGCUUGACAUGCCGUCUACUCUCUCCACAAGACUAGCACCCGGGAUCAUGUGGUUAGGACUGCAAAACGCCUUGGAACAACGGCAAAAAUCGUCGCUGAAUUACGAUACGAUCUUCCUCGAGCGUACAAGUUUCACAAAAAGACUUCCAUUGAUGUCCAAGUCGAUUUUAUAAGACUUGAAUUGGAUUAGGUAAACAACAUGAAAAGACACUCAUCCUCACUAAUCAAUUUCUAUGUGUAAGCAUAAUGGAAGAUUUAAUAAAUUUGUACAGAAAUA
Molecule: messenger RNA, 1144 nt
Organism: Neodiprion fabricii
Lineage: Eukaryota; Metazoa; Arthropoda; Insecta; Hymenoptera; Diprionidae
Product: SOSS complex subunit C homolog
Exons: 3
Coding region: 104-424 (106 amino acids)
Biological process (GO): DNA repair
Cellular component (GO): nucleoplasm; nucleus; SOSS complex
Source: RefSeq, a predicted model, not a curated record